AUGGUAAAUUCAAUAGUUGAAGUUUUACUUAUGGAUAGCAAAUCACAAUUCAAAGCAAUUAAAAGAAAGGUAAUAGAUUCAAUAAUAAAGCUUGGAGAAAAUGAGCUGAUACUUAAACAGACGGCUGUCACAAAUAUUGGUAUACUUUUGGAUGAAUGCAAGAGUAAACCUUCACUAGAAAAUGUUAAACAAAUUUUAGUGGAGAUACUAAUGAGCAUGAUAGCAUACUCAACAGUAGAUUCCAGAAUUCAAAAUUUGGAUCAUUUUGUCUCAGACAUCCCACAUAUUUUAGACCUUCCAAAUAUAAUUCGUUUUCAAUCUAUGACCACUCUUUUAAAUUCAUGUUGUUACAAUGAACUUGAUAUUAUUAGGAGACUUUCAUCCAUAAUUAUUAGUGGGGUUGAAAACGAAGACUCCAAAUACUUGAUUCCAGCAAAUGUAAUUAGACCACUGUUGGAGAGAAUAGUAAAUAAAUAUAAAAACGACAUGCAAAUAAUUAAUGAAACUAUCAACUUUUUAUUUCACAAUAGACAAUGUAUAAAUAACAUGAUAGGAAUUUGUUUUGACAUGGAAGAAUAUGAUUUACUACACAAAUUUCUUUUAAUUAUUCUUCCUAUUAUUGAUAUAAAUACUUUAUCAAAUAUUUUUAAUUUUAUUAACGUAAAAAUAAUAACAUUCAACUUACAUAACUCACCUUGUCAACAUAAUGAAAUAAAUUCCAGAUUUAUUGAUAUUCUAUAUCUAAUGAUGGUGAAUAAUAGAUGCGAGUUUUCGCUGAUUAAUAUUUUGAUUACUAUCAUCCCUCAUAUUAAUAUUCAAAAAGAAACCAAUUUUAUCAUUUUGUCUCUGAUAAUUCUAUCUUCCAUAAUAGAGAACUCAAGACAAGAAGAGAAAACAUCUAAUAAUUUGGGAGAUCCUAUCCAAAUGAUUAGAUUAUUAAAAUUAACUCUUGAAAAUGGAGGGAUCAAUGGGAUAAUUGACAGAAAACUGGAUAAAAUUAAAGAUCUCAUGUUUAUUAUACUUACAAUAUUAUUAUAUAAAUCUAAAGAUAUUUCUGAGUUUGAAGUUCUUGUUGAAGUAAUAGAACUUUUUUUAAAAAAUUUCAAUGACAUUAACGUUAUUAUUUUAAUAUCCGCAUUAGUUUAUCAUAUUAAAGGCGAUUUAAUUGAAAAUGAUCCGUUUUGUUGUUAUUCAAAAAAGAUAUUAAAGGAGAAAUUCAAAUUCAAUGGGAUUGAGGAACUUAAAAGUAUAGAAUUUAGUUAUUCUUCAUCUGAACAUUUUUCUGGAGAAGAUAUUUAUGAUGAGAUCAAUACAUUAAUGACUGAAAAUAGUCAGAAAUUCAUUAAAAACGAAUGGGACAAUAAUACUGAAGAUAUCAAGAAUGAGGCGAUCAGCAUAAUUUAUAAUGGGCUCUAUUUAGCAUUGAAUUAUGUUAAAAUACGUUAUUUUUUGGAAAAUAACUUGGUGAACAACUAUAUUUACGAUGAAAUAUAUUGUUUUUCAAUUAUUAGCAUAUUUAUAGAAAGGAUAAUAAAGUAUAUUGAAAGUAAAAAUCCAAAAUAUUGUCAAGAAAUAGUCCAACUUGCUCAAAAGUUUUUAAUAUUCAACAAUAAGUACCAAAUUAAGAUAUUUGAUUCAUUAUUUCCUAUCUAUGAAUUUAUCUUGAGACAAUCGAAACAAAUUAGUGAAAUUGAUACAAUUACUGAUUCUCUUCAUUAUUCAAUAAUUUCUUUUGGUAAUAACAAAAACACGAUUCCUAUUGUAUAUAAUAAAAUAAUAUCUGCUGAAAAUCAACUUAAAACAAAAGUUUUAGAGAAAAUUUACUAUUUAUUUUUAAAAGGUGAAUUGCCAUAUUCAAAGUUAGAGAGUUUCUUAAUUAAUCAGAUUGAUUCCGAACUUUCCAAUACCAAUAAUGCUUUAGACAAAUAUCAAAAUGGAAUCAAGAUUUUAUUUUGUGUUAUAAGGUAUAAACCUGAUAUAGUUGAUGAAGUUAUUAUUGGAAAAAUACAAAAUGGAUUAAACUCAAGUAACAAAGAUGUUGUUUCGUAUUCACUUCAUUGUUUAAUCGAACUAUGCAAAUUUGGAAUUAUUGACUACGAUAAAUGUAUUAAAAUUCUUCUUGCAAUUCAUUCUAAUAUUUUGAUUAUUGAUUUUAAUCUGCCAAACAAUAUUACCCAGUUGAAAGUUAUUAAUAAUCAAAAUUUUGGAACUAAUAAUAGUACAUACCCUGUUGAAAUUUUAUCAAGCUUUCUUAGAUUUUUUGGGCUCUAUAUUGAUCAAAAAUGGCCUUCAGAAAAUGAAUCUUAUCAGAAGAAAAUCCCUAAUAAUUUGUUUUAUAUUUUGUCCAUGUUAACAAAAAUUAUCAGGGAUAAAGCAGGACUUGAAUCAGUUUAUUGUCUUAGUAUAUUUUCAAAAAUUAUUCUUGACUUUUUUUACCAACAUAUAAAUAUGGAUAUUACUUUAAAGAGUUUUUUAUCAUGGUGUAUUGAAUUAAGUUUUUCAGCUGAAAUCGGUAACUUCUUUGAUCUUUUGGAUAUUUUACAACAGUUUAUCAUCAUUAUGCAUAAAUGUAAUAGGAUUGACUUUAAUACAUUGCAAUUCUUUUUAUUAAAUAUAUCGAGUCCUUUAAAAACUAUUUUGAAUUUUGAACUUGUAAAUGAAAUUUUUUUCUCUAAAAAACAAACAAAUAAUCAACAAUUUGGCAUGUAUAAUAUGAAUAUUAAAUACAACACAAUAGAAGACAAUUUUGCCAUGAAAGAUACUUUUCUUGAAAGUAUAGAAGGUAAUUCAAAUAUUAAAGAAUCCAGUGAAUUAAUAAUGAAUAAAUUGAAAUCAAUUAAGGCAAAAACUACUCAUAACUAUUAUAUACAGGAAAUUCUUGGACUUUUUUUAUAUAAUUCAAAGCAGGUUAGAAUCGAGGUAAUGAAGAAUAUUGACCAAAUUAAUAUUGAAGAAUUCAAAAUAAAUGUAUUAAAAGAUUUAUUUAAAUUUAUUCGUAAUAUUAAAUUUAUUUCUUGUGCAACAUUUCAAUGGCAAAUGAUAUUUCAAUUCAUUAAAAUAUUAAAGGAAUAUUUUAAUCAAUUAGAGUUUAUUUUCGUUGAAUUAGUUCCCAGAUCAAAAAACAACAAAAUUACUAGCAACAUAGAACAAGAAACUUUAUUUCUUUUUUUUUUGUUACUAUCGUACUUACCUUCAGUAAAUAACUUGGACUCAAUAUUUAAUGAAAAUUCUGAUUUAAUCAAGAAAUGUAAACUUAUUAGAGAUGGUGAAAAACAAUUAUUUGAUGAACUUUUUAUUGAAAACCAAGCUAUUUUAAUACUGUUUUUAUCAUCUCUUGUGAUUCUUAGGUAUGACAUACUAAAUCACUUAUAUGAAAGUUACAUUUCGGAAAUUGCUAAUCUUGAAAUAUUACCGAACAAACUAUUCAUUACAUUUGUUAAUUCUGAUAUAAUGAUAAAUAAACAUUUUUCAAACAAAAACUGCUUACUUCAGUAUUUCAUAGCAAAGGAACCAUUAACUAUUGAAAGAAACACACUUAUUCAAGCUUUUCAACAACAAUAUUAUAUAAAUAAAGAAAUUAACACCAUAGAUUUUGUUUCAUGCUUAUUGAAACAUUUGCAUCAACACGGUUUUAACCAUCUUGAUAUACUAAAUAAAUAUUUCACAAUUGCUAAUGAGGAUAAUUUUAACAUUUAUACGAAUUAUGGAACUGAAAAUCAGCUUCUAGAACAGAUCUGUGUCACAUCAAGUGCAAAUCUAAUAAAUAGUUAUACUUUUGGUGUUUUUUCCUUUUUUGAUAUUGCAUUUGAUAGUUUUUCUGAGAAGGACAAAUUGUUGGACCAUUUACUUUAUCUUUAUCUUUCUAUGAACAAUGAUCCAAAAAAUAUUGCUAAUUUGGUUUUCCGAACAGCAUCUGCAGUUAAAUUGUUUCAACAUGAAAUGCUCACAGUAUAUCAAAUAUUUGAAUAUAUUAACCAUUAUUUCAUUUUAAGUGACAGUAUUAAUCACUUUAAUAACGGAGUCACACAAGAAAUUAAUUUUCAAUUGGGUUUAAUUAGAGCAUUUUGUUUUUCAUUUGUAAAUUAUUAUCUGAAGAAAAUGAUCUCCACUAAUGGCAAGCAAAUAUUGAAGAAUGAGCAAAUAUUCAUGAUUGAAGAAUAUACUGUUGUGAAUAUGAAUAUUGUCAAAUAUCUCAUUUCAACAAUAUUUUAUGAAAAUAGCUCUAAUGAAAAUCAGGCAUUUAUUAUUUCCUGCAUAAAGUUAUUAAAGGGAUAUUACUGGGUCCCUUGGAUAUCCUUCUUAUAUAACAAAUCCCUAAACAAUUUUGACAUAUUAAAUGAAAUAUGUGGAAUAAUUCAUAAAAACCAAUUAUCUAGUAUUAAAACUGAAAAUAAAAAUGUAAAAUUAUUCGACAAAUAUUCAAAUAUUGAUUUGCUACUACAAUCCUGUGUUAAUGAUCCAAUAAAGAUGAGUAUAUGCAUACUACUAUUAUCAUUUCAAACGAUCAAUUUAUCUACUUCUUUAGAAAAUAAACUCAAUUUUCACAACAAAGAAAAAUACUUUGAUAUUAAAAUGUUAAACAAAAACACUUUAUUUUUUGUAUCAAUUUUAAAAUUGGAUAGCUAUACUUUCAGACUAAAGAAUAAAAUAGAAAAUAUACAACUUAAUAAUAAAAAGUUGAAUUUUAGAGAUAUUGUUUUGCAAGAUUUAGUAAUGAUUGGUGUUAUUAUUGAGCUGUUUGAAACUACAAAGAUUUGUGAUAAGUUCACAAAUUUUGACAUAUCAAACUCACUUGAUAUUAUUUUUUUCCAAAUAAUCAUACCAUUAUGUGAUUUGAUUUUAUUAAAAAGUGAAGAUGAUGAAAAUAAAUUAAUAUUAGAAUGGUUUAUCACUUUGAUUACAAAAUUUCUAAUUUCUUAUUUGAGCUCAAAUAAUAAUUUUGCACCUAAAGUCAUUGAAUUUGGUUAUUCAUUGGUUAAUAUUUUUAAGAAGUCAAAAUUCAAUAACUUAAUUAUGCUCGGAUUCACGAGAACUGUUGGAGUUAUUUUAUUUACAAGUGACUCAAAUUUUUCUCAGUUACACGAAUUUAUAAUUAAUAUUUUUGAUACAUUGUCAAAUUUGGAGAGUUUUGAAAUGCAAAUUACUACACUAUUUGUUAAUUUAAAUUCAGUUUUUAAUUCAGCAGCUAUUUUUAAAAAACCUCUAAUUAAUAUUAAAAUAGAUGUUUUAAUUAAGUCAUUGGGAGAGAUAUCCUACAAACUACAUAGAUUCUAUAAUAACCCAAUUAUAAACUCAUUUAAACUUUUAAUAAAUACUAUCUACGAUUUUUUGAAUUCAAUUAAUCAGAAAAGUAUCAUUUCAAAUCUAUUGAAAAGCAUUCAUCCACUUUUUCUGGAUGCACUUAUACUUGAAAACAAACUUUCUAUCAAAAUUAUUCACGAAUUUUAUUUGAAUCUUGAAAUCCAAGAAAUCAAUUAUGAACUGAUAUAUUUGGCUAACUUUUAUUAUUUAUAUUCAUUGAAAAAUGAAUCAGCCGAAUCAGAAAUUCUGAACUUCUUAUAUAAAGAUUUUAUUGAAUCUGGAGAUGUCUCUUUAAAACGUACUGUGGUGAUCACAUAUUUACUUUUGUUUAUACUGAUACCUGACUCUACUUCUUUUCUAUUUAAUUAUUGCUUUAAUAAAGAUUUACAAUAUAAUAACGAUAAUGCUGAUUCUGAAGAAAAUAUUGUGAAUAAUUGGAUAGACUUACGUAAUAUAUAUUUACUAGAUUUAGAAGAUAAUCCAAAACUAAGAGUUUGGAAUGAACUAUUUUUUAAUAACGAUGGAAUAAUAUUUCUAUCAAAAUUUUACUAUUCAAUUAAACAACAAUUAUUUUCAACUAUCGAUACAAAUUUAUUUUAUGACAAAGAAAUUAUUUCUUUCUCUUUAUAUGAAUAUCCAAAAGUAUUUUUAUUUGACUUGGAAUGUAAUGUAAAAUUUGAUACUUGGAGAAAAUCUGUUUCAAAUUUACUCUUCUACUCAAAAUGUAAAACAAUUAAUGUUGAUCAAUAUCCAUGCUUAGAAUAUAACAGCAGCUUUUUCCUUGAAAUCUCCCACAAAUUAUUAUUUAAAUUGAAAAACAAGGACUUGAAAAUAUCACUUGGACAGUUUAAAAAUAUAUUAAAAGUUAUUAUAAAAAAACUUAUAGAAACUAAUGGUAUUAAAAAAAUUUAA
Molecule: messenger RNA, 6213 nt
Organism: Cryptosporidium ubiquitum
Lineage: Eukaryota; Apicomplexa; Conoidasida; Eucoccidiorida; Cryptosporidiidae
Exons: 1
Coding region: 1-6213 (2070 amino acids)
Source: RefSeq, a predicted model, not a curated record